UCCCGUAAGGCUAAGAUUUUUAGACUUACUAUUCCUUUUUUCAAAUUGCAGCCGCCCGUUUACUUUACUAGGUUCUUUGAUUCACCAUUUUUCAAAUUUUCUUCUUUCUUCUUCCUCUAAUUUCUUGCUUGAACAAGAUUAAAAAGGAAAAAUCAAGUUCUUGCUGGUUUCUUGGAAGUGGAAAUGUGCAUGCAUGACAAGAAAGAAAUCACUGUCUAAGUCAAGGUGUAGCUUGAGCUCCGAUUCAAACCAGCAGAACCGGCUACUCAGCUUCUCAGACUAAGACUGUAUCCUGGGCGGGCACUGUGCGCGGUAGGUCUAUCGAUCCCAAACCCAAUUCAAAUUUCCAAAGGGCAGCAGGGAGACAUCUUCUGGUCAAUACUACACGAUGGGUGUAUAACUUAGUUAGCACACGAAUUAAUAGGAUGGGCCAACCCAAGCCCAUAUUAUUGCAAUUGAGGGGGCGCAUGGGCAUAGCAUAAGAUUUGUAUUCGAUUGCCUUUUUUACAGGACAAAGAACAAGAAGAAUAGGAACAUCAAUCAGUCCAACUGUGCUUAAAACCUCCACACAGACACAACACAAAAGCCCUCUACUCAUUGUUUGUAUUGUAUCAACUGCUUUUGCAAAUUCAUAAACAAUGUACACAUGUGCUCCUCAUUUUGUUUCCAUCAAAUUCCCAGACCUUCACAGUUCUAAGACUUUGAGGCCGUUUGGUAUGAGUAAGAGGGAAUUCAAAGUGUUUGCACUUGCUUCAAGUGUUAAUGAGGCUUCCAAUUAUAUCCCAGCUGCUCCCAUUUUGAUCCCAGAAGGCCCUUGGAACCAGAUUCCCGGAGGAGUAACGGCCGCAAAGGGAUUCAAAGCGGUUGGCAUCUAUGGUGGAUUACGUGCCAAAGGAGAGAAACCUGAUCUUGCACUUGUCACUUGUGAUGUUGAUGCUGCAGCUGCAGGGUCAUUCACUACAAAUAUGGUUGCUGCUGCACCUGUCUUGUACUGUAAACAUGCAUUGGAUAUUUCCCAAACGGCACGUGCAGUCUUGAUUAAUGCUGGUCAAGCAAAUGCAGCAACGGGUGAUGCAGGUUACCAGGAUGUGCUAGAAUGUGCUGAUACCGUUGCUAUGAUGCUUAAAGUGAAGCGAGAGGAAGUGUUGAUUGAAUCUACUGGUGUGAUUGGUCAAAGAAUAAAAAAGGAUGCCCUUCUAAAUGCACUUCCAACAUUAGUUAACUCGCUCACAUCAUCUGUUGAGGGGGCAGGUUCAGCAGCAGUGGCAAUCACAACUACUGACCUUGUGAGCAAGAGUGUGGCAAUUGAGUCCCAAAUUGGAGGUAUAAAUAUACGAGUUGGGGGGAUGGCCAAAGGUUCUGGGAUGAUCCACCCAAAUAUGGCAACUAUGCUUGGCGUGAUAACGACUGAUGCCCUUGUUCAAACUGAUGUUUGGAGAAAGAUGGUGCAAACUGCUGUAAACCGGAGUUUCAACCAAAUAACUGUAGAUGGAGAUACUAGUACCAAUGAUACAGUCAUUGCUUUGGCUAGUGGACUAUCUGGAUCAAUGUCAAUAUCAUCUAUUGACUGCACCCGGGCCAUUCAACUUCAAGCGUGUCUUGAUGCUGUAAUGCAAGGUCUUGCCAAAUCAAUAGCUUGGGAUGGGGAGGGAGCUACCUGCCUUAUUGAGGUCACAGUGGCAGGGACAGAGAGCGAGGUGAAGGCAGCAAAGAUUGCACGCUCCGUGGCAUCUUCUUCACUUGUCAAGGCUGCUGUUUAUGGAAGAGAUCCAAAUUGGGGGCGGAUUGCUGCUGCUGCUGGCUAUGCAGGGAUUCCUUUCCACCAGAACAAGCUGCGCAUUUUGCUUGGGGAUAUUUUGCUGAUGGAUAAUGGCCAACCACUUGCAUUUGAUAGGCCUGCUGCUAGUAAAUAUCUCAAGAUGGCUGGAGAGACCCAUGGUACUGUUAAAAUUUACAUUUCUGUAGGUGAUGGAUCAGGCAUCGGAAAGGCAUGGGGCUGUGACUUGAGUUACGAUUAUGUCAAAAUAAAUGCAGAGUAUACCACAUAGACACCAUUUAGAAGAGUUGAGCUCUAUCCUGAACCUGAGGUCAUUCCAAACUUUAAAUAACUUUCGAAUACCUUCUUAAUCCAUUUUGUGUCUUCUUCUUGUUUAGGUCAGGAAAUGAAAAUAAAAAUUAUUAUAUUUUAUAUGUUAUUUGUGAAUCAUUUUUCGGUGUCAUAUAAUGCGAGCAUCACCUUUUGGAGUUCUA
Ricinus communis (castor bean) is the source of this 2250-nucleotide messenger RNA. RefSeq names its product arginine biosynthesis bifunctional protein ArgJ, chloroplastic. Gene Ontology annotation, molecular function: L-glutamate N-acetyltransferase activity, acting on acetyl-CoA as donor; L-glutamate N-acetyltransferase activity, acting on acetyl-L-ornithine as donor. The record is from RefSeq and is a predicted model, not a curated record. The transcript has 18 exons. NCBI's taxonomy places the organism in Eukaryota, Viridiplantae, Streptophyta, Magnoliopsida, Malpighiales, Euphorbiaceae. Gene Ontology annotation, biological process: L-ornithine biosynthetic process; L-arginine biosynthetic process. The coding region runs from base 639 to 2048 and encodes 469 amino acids.